Molecule: messenger RNA, 923 nt
Organism: Hyaena hyaena (striped hyena)
Lineage: Eukaryota; Metazoa; Chordata; Mammalia; Carnivora; Hyaenidae
Gene: CD8A
Product: CD8a molecule
Exons: 6
Coding region: 106-840 (244 amino acids)
Source: RefSeq, a predicted model, not a curated record
ACGCGAAACCGGGCUGCUUGGCCGGCCGAAGGGCGCACCUUACCCCUUCCGGGUCCCACCAGCUCCUGCGCGCGUCCGCCCGUGUCGCGCAGCGCCGAGCGGGACAUGGCCUCUCGGGUGACCGCCCAGCUCCUGCCGCUGGCCCUGCUGCUUCAGGCCGCCGCAGCCGUCGGGCCCAGCCGGUUCCGCGUGUCGCCCCAGAAGGUGGACGGCAAGCUCGGCCAUCGGGUGGAGCUGCGGUGCGAGGUGCUGCUAACCAGCGCGACGCCGGGCUGCACCUGGCUCUUCCAGAAGAACGAACCUGCCGCCCGCCCCGUCUUCCUCGCGUACAUCUCCCCAAACCGGUUCAGGUUGGCCGACGGGCUGGACUCCACACGGAUCUCGGGCAAACGGGUUCAGGACACCCUCUACAGCCUCACCCUGAACAGUUUCCGCAAGGAGGAUGAAGGCUACUAUUUCUGCUCAGUCUUGAGCAACUCCGUUCUGUACUUCAGCGCCUUCAUACCGGUCUUCCUGCCAGGCUCUGUUUCUCCCGCAGUCAAGCCCACCACUACGCCCGCGCCGCGACCACCCACGCCGGCGCCCACCAACGCGUCGCAGGUGUCUCUGAGCCCGGGGACGUGCCAGCCUGCGGCGGGCAGCACAGUGGAAACAAGUGGGCUGGACUUCGCCUGUGACAUCUACAUCUGGGCACCUCUGGCUGGGACCUGCGCCUUCCUUCUCCUGUCACUGGUCAUCACCGUCAUCUGCAACCACAGGAACCGAAGACGUGUUUGCAAAUGUCCCAGGCCCGUGGUCAGACCAGCAGGCAAGCCUAGCCCUUCAGAGAGAUAUGUCUAACAUGGAGAUGGGCCCCGUGCGACAGCCGCUACAAGACCAAAUAAAACUCUCUUUAUGAGGACAGUAACAGUCCUUCCCUUUCA